AUGCCUACAUAUGCCAAGUUCAUGAAGGAUAUCAUUUCUAAGAGGUGUGUCACCGAUAUUAACCCAAUUAUUCUAACCGAAACUUAUAGUGCUAUUUUGCAGGGUAUGAAGAUUCCAAUAAAGAAGAAGGAUCGAGGAGAUGUCACUAUUCCAUGUAGUAUUGGAGAUAAGUCGUUCAACAAAGCUCUUAUUGAUUUGGGAGCUAGUGUGAGUCUCAUGUCAUUAUCUAUUUAUAAGAAGCUUGGUAUAGGGGUUGUGCAAGAUACCAGAAUGACACUCCAAUUCGCCGAUCAUUCAGUCAAGAAACUGUAUGGCAAUGUUGAAGAUGUUCUGGUGAAAAUUGAUAAGUUUGUAUUUCCGGUGGACUUUGUAAUUCUUGAAAUGCCGGAAGAUGAAAAGAUCCCUCUCAUUCUAGGGAGACCCUUUUCGGAGAUGGGAUGGUGCUUGAUAAACAUAGAAGAAGGAACAAUGACACUGAAGGUUUAUGAUGAGGAAUUGAAAAUCGGUGUUCGAAACACCAUGAGGUACAAGGAUGAUAUUUGUACCAGUCAUACUAUAGAGGUUCUGGAUCAGGUGAUGACACAUGAUAACCCUUUGCAUACACCCCAAUCAACUUUGGAAAGAGUGUUGAGUUUGUCCAUUUUCGAGUCGGAUAAAGAGGUGGACAACGGAGAAUCUGUAGUGCUUGCCUUGUUGGACGCACAAACCCCAUGGAAAGGAUCUCGACCACGCCGGUGGGAGGAUUUACGCCUACCGCAAUCUAGUGAGGAGAAUGAAGAACCUAAGAAGGAAACAGAUUUGAAACAACUUCUUGACAAUCUCAAAUAUGUUUUUCUCAAACCUGAAGGAAAGUGUCCUGCUAUCAUAAACUUAAGCCUUCAGAAUAUCUAA
Molecule: messenger RNA, 891 nt
Organism: Lathyrus oleraceus (garden pea)
Lineage: Eukaryota; Viridiplantae; Streptophyta; Magnoliopsida; Fabales; Fabaceae
Exons: 1
Coding region: 1-891 (296 amino acids)
Biological process (GO): proteolysis
Molecular function (GO): aspartic-type endopeptidase activity
Source: RefSeq, a predicted model, not a curated record